AUGUCGUCGUUACUGCCGUUCCGCAUGAGUCUGGACAGCUUCCGGUCGCCUGCAGACAAAAAGAGCUACCGCCUCGUCACUACGUCCAAUGGAAUGGAGGUUCUGCUCAUCCGGAGCGACGCUAGGCCAGACUUUCAAGGAACUGCCAAUUGCAAUGACGUAAAUGAAGACGAGACCAACGACCGUGUUCAACCAAUGGCAGCGGCGUGUUUGACUGUGGGUGUAGGUAGUCUGGCCGAUCCGGAAAAAUUACCAGGUCUGGCGCACUAUUUGGAGCAUAUGAUGUUCAUGGGCAGUGAGAAUUACCCCGAUGAGGACGCAUUUGAAAGCUUCCUAAGUGCACACGGAGGAUCUAGCAACGGAGCUACAGAAUGCGAGUCUACGAGGUUUGUGUUCGAUGUGGAUGCCGCAUACUUGGCACCUGCACUUGAUAUGUUUGGGAGUCUGUUUGUGGCCCCGUUAUUGCGAUGUGAAGCGAUGGAACGCGAGCUGAAAGCGGUCGAGUCCGAGUUUCAGCGAGUGCGCAACAACAAUCCUGUCCGUCUACAGCAAGUUAUGUGCGAAACAAGCAUAGCAAAGCACCCAUAUUCGCGUUGCUUCACGUGGGGCAAUGAGGAAAGCUUGAAACGCCACCCAGAGCGUGAUGGAAUUGCUGUUCGUGAGCAAAUGUUGCAGUUUUUUAAGAAGUUCUACGUGGGGCCAGCUAUGAAAUUAUGUGUCUAUGGAUGUGAAUCACUAGAUGUACUGGAGCAGUACGUGACUCAGAGUUUCAACGGUAUCCCUCUCUAUCGAAGCAAUUACGAUGUACCAAGGCCUGAGACGCUCAUGGUACCUUAUGGAGGUGGAGCAGGCCAGAAGCCCACGGUCUUACGAGUCAUUCCUGUAGGUGAGAAACUCUCUCUGCGACUGUAUUGGAUGCUUCCACCAAUGAUGAAGAACUACCGGCAAAAGCCUUGGCUAUACGUGGGUCGCUUGUUAGGCCACGAAGGUCCAGAAUCUACAGCAUCCAUUCUCAAGCGAAGGCAAUGGGCUACUGAUGUCAUCGCUGGUACUUCUGAUCGAGACGGCUACGAGUUUGGAUCCUUUGGCUCGGUUUUUGAGGUCCGAGUGUCUCUCACUGAGCGGGGUCUGGCUAGUUGGCAACAGGUUGCUCAAGUCAUUUUCGAUGCUCUUCGUAUCUUCUCAGUCAUGGCAACAACCGGCGAUUUACCUGCAUGGGUGUUUGAUGAACUUCGCUCAUCUAGCGAGAUGGAUUUUCGUUUCCAAGAAGAAGAUAACGCGCCCGUGGAUCUAUGUCGCGAACUGAGCGAGAGAAUGCUACCUCGCCACACUAUUCAACGGAAUUGCAAGGGAGAUUUACUACGUUAUGAUCUCAUCCAGGGUAUAUUCGAUGCCUCAUCUGUAUGCGCUUUGCUCUCUAGUCUUUCCGCUGACAAUGUUCGCAUCGUCUUGAUGGCGUCUUCAUUUACCGAUACUAUCAAGUUUGAGAAACUUCGGACUGAACGGUGGUUUGGCACCAAAUACACUGUAGAUCCAAUUCCUGACACAGUAAUUACAGCGUGGUCCCGGCUCUCGGAAGAAUCGAUAGAGCUAUCACCACUACCAACGCCAAAUCCUUUCAUGCCCCGGGAUAUCUCACUUUUACCUUGGGAACCGCUCGUUCAAGCUGAUAGUGGAGCUCCUCCAGACCUCAUCCUUACAACUUCGACAAUACAGCUAUGGUACAAGCGUGACCGCACCUUUUUGGUGCCCAAAGCGAGCGUCAGCUUCCUCAUGACGCUGCCAGAGCCAACAGCAGUAACUCAUAUGCUCGCAGAAUUGCAUGUUGAACUGGUGCGUCGUCGUUUGCAGCACACAUUAGAGCACGCAGAAACUGCGAAUUUCACCACCGAAUUGGGUGUCCGAGACCAAGCUAUUGAGGUUGUGAUCUCCGGGUUCAGCGAUACGUUACCAGAGCUCAUUCUUGUUAUCAUGCGGGAGAUUUUGUGUCCGUCAACGACACUUGAAAUUGCAUCGGAAUUAACAUUAGCGCGAGACGAACUCGAACGUGAGUACCGCAAUUCUACUCUGUCUCCAAGAGCAAAAGCCUACGAGUUACGACUGCAGAUGCUUGAAAGCAGCGCCGUCACCACAGACGACAAGUUGGAGGCACUUCAAAGCAGAUACAGGCGUGAGAACGAACUCGCAGACGAUCUCGCAGACUUUACGACCACCGCCCUGGGAUGCACCGACACACCGAUGCUGCGGUGCCUGGUGAUCGGGAAUUUGAGUCGAGAAGCUUCUAUUUCUCUUGCGCGAGACGUCGAAGCGGUCAAAGUAGGCGAAUCUACUUACGAGCCAGAGCCAGAACUUGAACCGGAGCCUCCUAUAUUAGCCCCAAGAUGUCACACAAUCGCGCUACCACCGACAACUAAUGGACUUCUCGUACGGCGUAAAAGUGAACGUGCUGGAGAGCGGAAUUCCGUGGUGGAAGUGUAUUUCCAGAUCGGCAAAGUAGGGCCGACAGAUCGAGCGUAUGCCGUCUUGUUGCGUGCUCUACUGGCUCAACCACUCUUUCAUGAAUUGCGAACUAAGCAGCAACUAGGCUAUACAGUGACGUGCAGUAUUCGAGACACCCACGACGUACUCGGUCUGAGUGUGGCCGUGCAAUCAGCCUCCCAUGCUGCCGGUGCCGUGGCGAAGAAACUCGAUCUCUUCUUACAUGAAGAAUUUCCGCACGAAUUUCUGCUCUUAGAUAAGUGUAUUUCGCCCAAACGUUUUGCAGCCCACGUACAAACUUUGCAGCGAGCGUAUGCUCGUCCUGACUUAACGCUAACAGAGGAAGGUGAAAGGUAUUGGGAAGAGAUCGUUAGUGGACGUCUGGAGUUUGACUUGGAUGCGCGUGUAACAGCUGCUCUUAGAAACUGUACGCGUCAAGGUCUGCUGGAAAGGUACCGAUGCUGGGUACAGGGAAGCACUAGCUGCUGCACCACUUGCACUCAAUAUCAUCGUAAAGACCACUAUGAACCCAGCAAAAGUCGUGGAGCUCGGAAACUUCGAGUGCAUGUUGUGGGCCAAGGCAGUCCGUUAAAGCCACUCGAGCAGCUCGUUCCUCCUGAUAAGACCCUAGUGAUCAUAACAGGUGACCUAGUCGAUUUUAAACGCGAGCUGCGGUGCCAUUGCCACGUUGAUGAGUGA
This is a messenger RNA of Phytophthora infestans T30-4, 3177 nucleotides long. RefSeq names its product nardilysin-like protein. NCBI's taxonomy places the organism in Eukaryota, Oomycota, Peronosporomycetes, Peronosporales, Peronosporaceae. Gene Ontology annotation, molecular function: metalloendopeptidase activity; metal ion binding. The transcript is spliced from 2 exons. The record is from RefSeq and is a predicted model, not a curated record. Bases 1 to 3177 code for a protein of 1058 amino acids. Gene Ontology annotation, biological process: proteolysis.